This is a messenger RNA of Colias croceus (clouded yellow), 6719 nucleotides long. Its product is annotated as nuclear factor related to kappa-B-binding protein. Gene Ontology annotation, molecular function: protease binding. The transcript is spliced from 23 exons. Bases 330 to 5012 code for a protein of 1560 amino acids. The record is from RefSeq and is a predicted model, not a curated record. Gene Ontology annotation, cellular component: Ino80 complex. NCBI's taxonomy places the organism in Eukaryota, Metazoa, Arthropoda, Insecta, Lepidoptera, Pieridae.
AAUGUCGCUGUUCUUGGUUGUCAAGCUAUUUUCUCAUCGCAAUGUGCCGUUCUGGCGCAUACUAUGUAUGAAACAUUACAGUUUGGCGUGUGCGUUGUAUUUUAUUUUAGACAAGACUUGACGGCUAUUUAAAAAACUCAAUGGCUUUCUAUUGGUUAUCGCUAUAUUUCUGGUUUGGUAUUUCGUAAACAUCAGAAACGAAACAAGACGAAAUUAUAGUCUAAUGGGAGGAAAAUAAACGUUUCAAGCAAGUUAAUACUACAUUUCUAUGGUGCAGUAAACUAAUUUGUGUGAUAAUCUAACAUUCGUUCUCAAUACAUCGUGAAACCAUGGAGGAGAAGAUGGAGAGUGAACAGAGUUAUAGUGAAGAGAGCAGCAGCAGUUCCUCCGAUAGUUCCAGUGAGAGUUCAGAUAGUGAGGAAGAGUUAAUGGAACCUAUUCGUAUCUUAGGCCAAACCUUGGAGCUACCUCAGGAUCUUUGUGAAGAUCCAGCUUUAUUUAAGGAGUUUUUCUCAAUGAAAUUAUGGGAUAGUUUGGAUGAUAGGCAUAAGGAAUACCUCAAAGAACUCUUGCCAACGUUUUCAGAAAAUGAUGAGGAAGAAAAGGAAACAACAAUAAAAAUGCUAUUCAACCAUGAACCAUUUCAUUUUACAUCACCCUUGACAUGUUUCUUUCGAAAUUUAAGACAAGGUAACUACAGACCGGAUAUUGCCAGAAUGAGGAAGUUUUUGACAAAGGCUAGAGCUAAACAACAAAGGCAUAAGAUAAAGUCUUACUAUGCAAAGUUAUUACCUGAAGUAUUAAUUUCAAGAGAGAGGUUAUUAGCAGUAGCAAAAGCUGCACCGCCAGGGCCCAUACCUCAUGUGCCAUUACUACCACCAAAACCAUCAACUAAAAAUAAUUAUAAGCCGAUGUAUGUCCGGGCCAAGCAUAGAUAUUUUGAAGAAUUAGCAGCUAUAUGGAGUGAGGUGGGUUGUCAAGAAUCAGAUGAUGAAAAUUAUCCCGAAGGACCUCCAGAGCAUUUCCUGAAAAAGAGAAAAAGAAAUAAUGCAUUACAGAGUGCUGAUACCAAUGUAUCAAGUACGUUGGGAGGUCCUGAGGUCACACUUCCAUCUUCAUUAGCCUGUUUAAAGAAUGUUUUAUCUGCGCACAGAGCUAGGAGACAAUACAGAGAGAAUCAUCCAGAAUUAAAUACUACUGGUAUUACUUUAGAUGAUAUCAAACAGAGAGUAGCGUUAAUGAAUGGAGCAAAGAAACUCAUGUUUGGAGGAUCCAAAACAGAUAUGCCAAUACAGAAGAUACGUAAAGGCACUAAAAGAGAAAUACACCAAAAAGCUAAAGAUUUUAAAUUACCUCUGAAAAAACCUAAAGAUGACCUUGAGAGCACUGAAAAUAAACUCUUACCACAUAUAAAGAUAAAAUGUGAACAAGAAGAAACGGAUUCUGAAAGUUCAUCAUUUUUCGAUCCAACAAACAGCCCAAGGCAUUGCAAAAAACUGCUUGAUAGUGUUGAAAUUAAACAGGAAGUGAAUGAUUUUGAUCAUGUAAAUUCAAGAUAUUAUGAUAUAAAAGAGGAUGGGAUCAAGAAGGAACCUCAAGAUGGACUGGGACCAAAUUCAAGGAUACAUCAACCUGUUCCAAUUAAGCUGGAAGAUCUUGAUGGAAUCGACAUGAUGGCGUUACCAGUAGAGCUAGCGGAUGAUUCGGGGGACGUUAUGGUGGACUCGGACGUGAGGGACGAAGACGAAGCCCUAACGGAGACGACUCAUGCGAAUUUCCUAUCGCUAGUGCGCGCGUUGUUCCCAGCCAAGGCGGCGCAUAGAGCGUCCAAACAUGAGUUGUAUGCGCGGUGCGCGGCUGUCAUGCGAUCGCCGAUUGCGCCGCUCAAUACUUGGUACAAUUUGUCUGAUGAUUGGUGUUCAGAGUUAAGUUCAGCUUUGGACUUUCUGGCCGGGGAGAGAGGACCACACCCUGAUGAUUUUGUACCAUAUCUUCAAUACAUGCCUGAAACGCAGAUGUACCAAUGGAUAGGUGCAGGUCGAGAUUGUGACGCAAUAUUGGGCCGAUUGUGUGAAAGGUGGCUUCGGGCUGCCGCACCGCCUUCGCCACCACCCAGCAGGUACCCAACGAACUGGGUUGUUCGACAGCCAACCACUUCCGAAAUAACUGAGUUCAGGGCUCAAGAACGACGUAGAUUUGCAGCCGCUUCCAAACCAUUUACGUACAUCCAGUAUGGGUACCGUUCGGUGGUGGGUCCGGCGAGCGGCAUGCGCGCGGGCGGGGGGGGCGGGGCGGGCGGCGCGGCGCUGGUGGCGGCGCAGCGCCCGCGCGCCGCCGGCUUCUUCGCGCUGCUGCGGGACGCGCUGGCCCGGCUGCCCAACGGGGAGGGCACGCGGCGGGACAUACUGACGCUGCUCAAAAUGUCCCAAUGGAUAAUACCGUGCAGCGAUCAAACGUUGGCAUCGGCUAUAUCGGCUGCUUUGGAUCGACUCGUAUCUGUGAAAAGAGAUCCCAUCGUCAAAUACGAUCAGCGAACAGCAGUUUGGACAUAUUUACAUAGAAAUAGAACCGAAGAAGACUGGUUAAAAAGCAGCAACGCCCGAAAUCGUGCGAACAAAGCACUUGCGUCAGAGCCUCCGUUACAAUCUCCGCAAACACCUCAUAGUGUUAGUAAUAUGGAGUUAGAAGUUGGUAGCAUGGAGGAAGUCGUCGACAACGCUUCCGACAGUGACGUAGAUGUCGAUGACAGCGGGUCCUCAACUUCAUUGCCGCAAUUAUCUUCCGCUCAACUGCUGAUGCAAGCCACACAAGCCACGCAACCGAAACCGCUCACACCGAAACCGAAACCAAAACUUGUCCCCACACCGCAACGCCCGAAAACCGUUAUAAAACAGUCUCCACAAACAAAGCAGACACCACAGCCGAAAACACCAAAUGUUAUCAAAAUUAAUCAAGCAAAGCCAGUGUCACAAGCAAAAACAAGUCUACUUACACCAAAACCUAAGACGAAACAGAGCGUUGUGCCGUCGAAGCCUUUAGUGAAGCAAAGUGUUCCAUCGCCUAAGCAAAGUGUACAGUCACCGAAACAAAUUGUUCAGUCACCAAAGCAAAGUGUGCAGUCACCAAAGCAAAGUGUUCAAUCGCCGAAGCAAAGUGUACAGUCGCCAAAACCAAAUCUCAUUCAGGUUAAAAAUUCGCAGUCCAGUGAGACACUUUCGAAUGUGCCUGCAGUAGCUUCUCCACAACGAUCACCAAUGGUUAAGCAAAAGUCCUUACCAAAGAUAGAAACGUCGCAGGUUUCGGCGGCUGCAUCAGGGUCUUCUACACCGCAAGUAUCUACAGUUUUACCAACAUUGAUACAAAGUAGUGUUUCCACGGCGCAUCAACAGAAUUCAGUCAUUCAAACCUCCAAGGUAUCACAAGUCACUCGGUCUUUAUUAAUAAGACCACCGGCUGUACAAACUACUGCUACGGUUUCUGCGGUCACUGUAUGCACACCUUCUGCACAGCUACCAUCAAACGCGAGACGAGGAGUUGUAAGAGUAUUAAGUCCAGCCACACCGUCAUCGGGGAAAUCUUUAAUAUCACCACGGGCACUUAUGACACAACCAGUAACAACAGCAAAGAAGCGACCGUCGUUACCGGGGACAUCAUGUGUAACAACGAUCGCACAGAGUACGCCAAAUGUAACAAAUGUGGUGAGCAGUUCGCCCACAGUAGUCACGACAUCGAUCACUACUCGCACGGUACAAUUAGCCGGUGGACGAACAGUGCAGUUGUCCAAUCAAACAGUCCAACUUGCUGGUGGCCAAGCAGUUCAAUUAUCGGGACACACCCUUCAACUCUCCUCCUUACAACUUCCAACGCAUAGCGUGCGCUUACCGAGCGGUCAAACUGUCCAAUUGGCCUCCCCGCAAACAGUACAAGCAGUCCGAGCCGUUGCCCAAAAGAAUACCAGUCCGAGACCGCAAUCGCCAACCGUCCGACCGAUCAAUUCAGUUCAAAUACCAGUUUCUACAGUUCAAUUGACUGGCCAAACGGUACAAAUAGCGGGACAAACGGUCCAAUUAGCUGGCCAAAGUGUUCAACUUACUGGACAUACAGUGAAAUUGCCAAGUGGACAGAGCGUUCAAGUGGCAAGUCAAAGCGUUUUGCCUACACAAAGUGUGCAACUACCUUCGGGCCAAACUGUCCAAUUAGCCAGCGAUAACAUACAAACGAUGUUGAACACACAGAACGUUCAAAUGGCAAACCAGAGCGUUCAGUUGGGUUCGCAAACUGUACAUAUAGGUAAUCAAACAGUUCAGUUAGCAGGGGGUCAGACAGUACAAUUGCCGAGUGGCCAAACCUUACAAUUAUCUAGUGGUCAGACGGUUCAGUUAUCUAGUGGGCAAACCUUACAAUUGGCUAGUGGACAAACAUUGCAAUUGGCCAAUCAGACGCCGAAAUCGAUAGCUCAAGUAGUAAGAACUCAAACCACAGGAGAGAAGACGAAUCAACCGAUUGUGGCAAAACUUUUAACUAAUGCACAGGGUCAAAUGAUAUCUCUCGAGGGUGUAAUGGGUAGAGGUGGUGUGGGCGUGGGCGUGGGGGCUGGGCGUGGUCGUGGCGUGCGUGUGCUGUCUCCCGCCACUCGACUCGCGCGACCCGUGCUGCUCACGUCCAAGCCGCUGCAUAAUAUUAUACUGCAGCAAAGUGAUGGGAGCGCCAUAAGAGUACCGGCGAGUAGUGGAGCACCGACGUCGCAGACUAUCGUUAUAAGCAAUAUUGGAGCACAAACAGUUACGACGUCCACCACAUCAGCUCCAGUUUUAAAACUACAACAGGUGAAUCCCAUACAUCAGGUUAAACUAGCGCAGGGGAUUAAAAUACAACAGGGUGCAGUCACAAAUACAUCAGUAGCGACAUCUAGCGGCGUACGAAGUGUACUAAUGGACGGACAACAGUUGAAACUCGUCGGCGGUCGACAUGUUUUGGCGCGAUUAUUGAGACCGGCUAAUCCAAACCCGUGAUUUAACAAUGUGAAAUAACACUGUUAUAAAUAACGUCGAAUGACAAAUCACAGUGAUAAAUAAUAGCACCUUGAAAUAACGUCGAAUUAAAUAUAUACAGAAAGAGAAGUCAAAUGGUGUGAUUGGUGAUUCAAAAGUAAAGAUUGAAGUCGUCGAUUUACGGUGUAUUUGCAAUAGAUAUUAUUGAAGAGUAAAAGUUGAAAUAAUUGUGAUUGAUUUUACAGAAAUUGUGAAAUUUGCAUUCACGUUCAAUUGAUAUUAUAAUAUAUAAGUAGUAUAUCUGUUUGAUAUACGAAUGUUGACUUUUUUAUUUCUUAUUUGUUGUUACUGUCAGAGGAUCAUUGUCAGUUUAGUUUUUAAAUUGAUAGGUAUUGCCAUGCCAAAUUAUAUGAACCAAGACAUAGAAGAAGAAUUAUUGAAUAAUCGUGUUUAAAGAAAAUAUAAACACCUUUAAAUCGUCGACUUUUUGAAUCCAUGUAAAUAAUAUUUAAUUAAAGGAAUGUUCGGAUUCAUUUGGAUGAAGAAGACAAACUUUUUACAUGUUGUAGCGAUUGUGUGGUCAGUUUAAAAGUAAGUUUUAAUCAUUAAAUAUGGAAAUUUCUGAAACUAUUUAAUUUCGAAAUUUAAAGAAAUAAUAUAGUUUUUGUAAAUUAAUAUACAUUAGGCCAAUAUAAUUUAAAUUAAAUGGAUAUUUUCUGUAUUCCAUGUUUAUUGGUUGAAAUGAGUAUUUUGUAAAUAGUGAACAUUUGAUUUAAGGUCGAGGCGAAACGUUAUGUAUUUAUAACGAUUUGUAUAUUCGGAUGUACACAUUAAAUAAAUUAUUUGUUGUGAUAUAUUUUAACUUAUUAUUUAAGAAUAGUAACUAUUUCAAAUUGGAAAUGAAGCAUGAUCGACGACGAAAAUAAAGUGUGUAUUUUUAAAGGGAAAGUGAACGGUUCUUAAUUUUAUGAAACCCGUCUUCCAAUCGCGUUUAUGAUGAUAUGGUUGAAUUAUUUUAUUGAUCAUAACCACAUUUAACUAAAGUAGGAAUAAUAACUUGAGCACAAAAGUUCAUUCUCAUAGUGUCAUUUGAUAGAAUAGUUUACACUCAACUAGUACGCAUUUUAUUACUCUAGACGAAUAUAGGUGCUAAAGAUCGAGUACAUAGUUGAAUUAUUUCAUACAUUUUUAUGAAACUUAGACAUUAAUUCAUAUAGUUGUCUAUAUACAUAUUUCGCUUUAGAUAGGAUUGAUUCUAUUAUUACUGGAUACAACUAAUGAAAGAUCAAUUUAAAUUCCAGUAUACAGCAUAACAAAAAGCUGCACAAUAAUAUUUUGGGCGUGUUCCUUUUUGAUUAUAUAUAAUCAGCCAUUAUUCAGUUAAACGAAACAAGACCAAAUUUUUGCCUUCAAAUGUUCAUUAACUGCGUUUUUUGUAGGUAAUUUUUGUUACAACAUAACCAUUGCUAUAUAUCAAAAACUUAACUAUUAAUAAUAAUUGUUUCUGGACGAAUUUGAAGCGUUUGCCUUCACAAAUUAUUAGGAGAUAUUUUUUACAGUUGGUACAUUUGCGCCUUGAUUUAAAUGAAUUAAAAUGUAAUAUAUUAAGGUAACGUGUACAUUGUGUAUAAUUAAGUUGAAUUACUUAGUUAUAGAAUAUAUUAUUUACUUUAUUAAAAUGCUGCAAUAUUUGGGAUUUUCUGUAAUAUAAGUCAAUUAAGAAAAUAA